CUUUUCACUUAUGUAUGUUUAAUUUCAAAAAUAGCUUACAAGUAAUACCAUCAUCGAUUUCAACCUCGUCCCUUUCCCCUUUCAACGAGCUCUGAUUUCCGUCCAGCCCCAAAACUCCACCCACGAGCGACCUUCACCCCCCCUCUCCGACGUAAAACACGCUAGGAGGUGUGGUUCAGAUAUGGAAUUCGCCGCCUCCAUCUCACAGUCUCGCCGAUGCCACAUGACAAGUUAAGAUUAUCUGCUACAAUGAUGGCCCGCCAUCUGUAUUCUCUGCUCCAACGACUGUAAUUGGGAGGUCUGCCGCUGUCAAUGCUUCCCUGUCAAGAAUAGAAGACGGAUCUAUCGAUGGUGUGCCUAGAAAUUCGUUAUCCGAAAAAAUCUGGCCGUCCGAAAAAUCUGGCUCAGUGUUGACCUCAAUGAGCGCAGUAGAGGUCGGAUGAAUUGGAAGCACCUCACGCACGCCGCAGGGGCCACACCGCAAGCAUCGCCGGAGUCCGAACGCCCCAUUCUGCUGCUCUUGCUCGCCUGCGCAGCUUCUCUGGAGUCUCGACUCAGUGUUUUUAGUUUAUAGUCAGCCUCCCUGAACAUCCGUCUUGCUACGCCCCUGAUAAUGCGACCUGCUAUUUCUGAAACAUGUGACGAAGUUAUAGUGAAGUUCUCCCCUUGAAAAAUACGCCACUGGGUUCAGAGAAGCCUCCAUUGGAGUUAGUCUGAAAGAAUGGGCAUGAAAAGGUUGAGAAAGGCAAAUAUUAGAAUUGACCCAUUUCAGCCUGAGCAGAGUUAAAGUGUAACACUUCAUUGAUUGAGCAUUUGAGCCUAAGCAGUAUGAAGUUUACAUGUUUGAGCAAGGGUCAGGGUUAUCAUUUCCCUCCAUGUCACGUUCUCAAUGUUUGCGGCUUCCAGGUGUUAUUUGAUUACCCUUUGGACCUUUCAUCUCUUUCAAUUUUCUCUCCACUGCCAACUGAUCCACCUUUCUUGAGUGAUGCCACAAGUUUAAUACACGCAGAACCGUGGUAUAAAACUGUUGAAAGGCUAAACCUUAUAAAUAAAUCCUUCAUAGAUGUUGUGUUGAUCACAAGUCCAAUGGGCUUACUUGGGCUACCAUAUCUCACUCGUGAAAAAGGCUUUUCUGCAAAGAUUUAUGCAACAGAAGCUGCUGCUAGACUCGGUCAACUAAUAAUGCAGGACCUUGUUGCUAUCCAUAUGGAGAUGAGACAAUUCUAUGGGGUUGAAGAGGCUUGUUUCCCAGAAUUAAUGAAUUGGGAAAAACUUGAGUUGCUUCCCGUGGAACUAAAGGAGAUUGUUUUGGGCAAGCAUGCAACAGGUCUUGCUGGGUGGAUGCAAUUGUACAGUGCGGCUGAAGUCAAGAGUUGCAUAGAGAAGGUUCAUUGUCUUAAAUACGCUGAAGAAUCCUGCUACAAUGGAACCUUAACCUUAAAAGCAUUCAGUUCUGGUUUAGAAGUUGGUGCUUGUAAUUGGACCGUUGUCAGCCCAAAAGGAAGCAUCACAUAUCUUUCAGGAUCUAUUUUUUCUUCAGAAACUGCAAUGAGUUUUGAUUACAUUUCACUUCAGAAAAGUGAUGUGUUGUUAUACUCUGGCUAUGCACCUUCAGAUAUUGACAAUGUGGAUGGUGACAACUGUGUCUCCUCUCCAGCUAAGAAUGAUUCCUCCUAUCCAAGUGACACUUUCUUGGAAGACACAGAAAAGUAUUUGCUUGAUCCUAGUGAGUACCAUGAAGAGAUGGAAAAAAUGAAUUUUCUUUGUUCAUGUGUUCUGGACUCUGUUAAUGCCGGAGGAUCAGUGCUUAUUCCCAUUGGACGACCGGGUAUCAUGUUGCAGCUGCUGGAGAAUGUUGGGCUUUCAUUAGAGUCUUCAAAUUUGAAGGUUCCCAUUUUUUUUGUUUCUUCUGUAGCUAAAGAGUUAUUGGCCUUUUCUAAUGUUAUACCAGAAUGGCUGUGCAAGCGUAAACAGGACAAGUUAUAUGCUGGUCAACCUCUAUUUUCUCAUGUUGAGCUGCUGAAUUCCAAAAGGCUGCAUGUGUUUUCUGAAAUUCAUUCUCUCAAGUUACUAAAAAUUUGGCAGGAACCUUGUGUCAUAUUUUGUCCACAUUGGAGUCUGCGAUUAGGACCUGUUGUUCAUUUACUUCGCCGCUGGUGUGCAAAUUCAGAUUCUUUACUUGUUAUGGAGGAAGGAGUUGAUAUUGAUCUGGCUGUUUUGCCUUUCAAGCCAAUGGACAUGAAAGUCCUAAAAUGCUCAUUUCUAUCUGGAAUAAAGUAAGCCUAAAGAAAGCUCCAUAUCUGCUGAAAGCACUGCAACCAAAGCAUGUUCUGCUUCCGGAAGAUCUGAGGCCACAUUUUAGCCAUUUGGGCCACUCUUAUCCCUUUAGCUAUUUCUCUGAAAACGAGACACUUGUAAUACCCAAGUUGAAGCAGCAGGUUUCAGAAUUGUGCAUUGAUGUAGACCUGGCUUCACAGCUCCUCUGUUGCGCACAGUCUAUGCAAGAAGGCGAUAAGGAAAUGGCAAGGCUAAAGGGGGAGUUGUUCUUGGAGGGUGGCAGGUAUCGGUUGGUCUUUGGAAGUGAUAGAACAGCGUCUUCUUCACAACGUAGACCAGUGGUUUGUUGGGGAAGAAUCAACCCGGAGUCACUUGUGGCCGCUUUACAAAAGAUGGGAAUCAACACAGCUACUAAUACGGCUAAUACUACUACUACUACUACUACUACUGUGAUAGAAGUCUCAGAAGAGCAUAAUGAAGCAUUGAUUGAAGUUGCAGAACAUAAAACCAUUGUCAUUGCUGCAGAUGAGGAUUUCGCAUCCCGGAUAUCUGAUUUGAUUUGUAGCAUGUUACAAAGCAUUUAAAAUGGAUUUCUUUUGGUAGGAUUAGAGAAGAAUCAUGUGAUACUCAAAUCACGUUCUCCUUAUUUUAGAUACUGGAAAUCAUUAAUUGUUCUACCUGGUUAAUUGUUUUGUUGUGUACCUGUUUGGUGAUAUGAAUCUGAUGUCCACAUAUCUGUUGUUACAGCUACUCUCCCAACAUUCUUUUAAAGGAUGCCCAUCAUGGUCUUCUU
Molecule: messenger RNA, 3070 nt
Organism: Cuscuta europaea
Lineage: Eukaryota; Viridiplantae; Streptophyta; Magnoliopsida; Solanales; Convolvulaceae
Source: the annotation of a GenBank genome assembly